CAGCACACAAGAGAGGUGACAAAGAGUGUGCAGGUAGGAUGGAGAGGGUGGAGACGAGUGUCAGGGGUGAUUUGUGACAGAAGGAUAGCAGCAAGAGUGAAAAGAAGGGUUCACAAAAUUUGAGUGAGACCUGCUAUGAUGUAUGAGGCAGAGACAGCGGCACUGACAAAAAACCGAAAAAAGAAGAAGAGGUAUCUCGGAGUGUACCAGUGGUGGGCAGUAGACUUAAUUUUUAAGCAAAUCCACUAGAAAACGAAGAAGAGGAGCGUCAACAGAGUGCAACCAACAGUCAUUGAGUGGAAAUAUGGCAAAUGACAAGAAUCCACUGAACCAGCUCAAGGACCUCGUGGGGUUAAAAGACCAGCUGGAGGACAUUCAGAAACGGGUAGAAGAUGAGAUACAGGCUGGAGUUCCUCCAGGUGGCAGUUUGCUGGCUUCUCCUUUUUUGAAGGGUUUUCUUGCUGGGUACGUUGUUGCUAGGCUACGCUCUUCAGCAUUGCUGGGUGUUGCCGUAGGAACCUGUACAGGGAUGUAUGCAGCUCAAAAUUACGCUAUUCCCAACAUCGAAAACACCAUCAAAGACUACAUACGCACCCUGAAAGGAGGACAAAAGUGAGAAGCAAGGAGGAAAAUUGGAAGAAAAGAAGGGAGCAACGAGAGAGAGACAUUUCAUGGGAUCAGAAAUGUAUGACAAAAGCUUAAAACUUUACAGAAUUUAAGGUGGUCUUUUUGUAACCUUCCAUAUUCAUAAAUAACAUAUAAAAAAAGCAAAAUGAAAAUUAAAAAAUAUUGAGCUUGGUGUAUAGGGUAAAGUGAAACAGCUAUUCUCUUCCUUUUCAUAUUUUUUUAAUUGAGUUGAUCCCAUUCAGAAGACAGAAUAUAUUAACAUGUAUGCAGUGGCUGGAAUUUAGACAAACUGCUACUUGUAAAUCCUCAUAGCUGCUAUCAUUGAUUUCUGAAGCCAACGCUGUGUUUGUUGAAACUACAGCAGGUACUUUCUGAAACCAGUACACCAGUACCAGUACACGGGCUGGUUGGUCGGGCUCUGUUGACCUUUCUAGCCUAGGCUCACUAUAAUGAAACGCAUUCAAGCAAAUUCAAGAAAAGAUAUGAAUUUUGUGCUGUUUGGUAACUUCUGCCCUCUAGUGGCCAGAAAUCAGUAAUAGAAGCCUUGACAAAAUAGCACUUUAUUUGCUCAGGGUUUAAAAUUGCCUCGCUUCACAUCACACUGCUUCUCUGCAAAACCUGUCAAAUCCCAUUGUGGUUCUUGUUAGUUUUCACGUUGUUUGCAGGUGUCAGAGCAAAAGUCUGCAGUGUGGAGUGAUGUCAGUCUGCAGGUACAGUACUGUUCCCCUUCUAGGUUAUACGUCUAAUCUCUGUACAGGUUAACGCUUUUCAGAGACCCGUCUUUUUUGAAAUUAUGUUAUAUAAUUGACUCCAAAAAGCUCUCGUUUUCAAGUAUUAAAAAUUAUUAAAUUAUGUAGCCUGUUUUAUUUAAUAUAAUCAUUGAGAUUUCAGUCUGAGCAAGGAAUACAUGCCACUUUUUCACUAGUAUUUACUCAGCUUGACUCGACUUGGGGGUUUCCAUUAGGCGGCAGUACCUGGUAUGAGGUACUUGUUUAGGAUCCACUCAGGCACAGUUCCAAGUGGGCUGAGUCGAGCUGAAAAUGUGAUGUCAACAGAAUCCAUGCCACUGAUUGGCCAGGCAGUGAUGCCGCUAGGUUAGUCAUAAGAGCUACUCCUUCAAACCCAGUGUUUUUGGAACCUGGUAAGAGGGAAAUGGGUAUACAGACGUUUUCAUACUUGGCUGCCAGAGGAAGCUGGAUAGAGCAAUUGUUGUGACAUCAUGGGACUUUUGGGCUGCCUUGCUGAGGUGGUACUCGAUUGCAAUGGAAAACUGAGUCGAGCCAAGCCACGUAGGUAUUAGUGGAAGAGGCAGUAGACUGUCUGGAAUGAAAGUAUAUGCCAAAGCUUUUUUUGUUUGUUUUUAAGAUUUAAAUUGUUCUUUUGUCUUUAUAGCAAAGUUGGGGAACGUGUGUUAAAGCAUUUUAUGUAAAAUAUAUAUGAGUGCCUACUUUGGUCUGAGGUUGACAGUAUCAUCUCAGUAGCCUUUCCCUUGUAAGAGUUGGCUGCCUGUUUUUAUAUGCUGGAAACUGAUUAUUUGCACUUGUGUGGAUUUUAUGGAUCUAAAGCUGUUGCUGAUUUUAUCUUGUGGAUUUUCUGUCAAAGGAAACAAGUGAUGGCAGUUUUACUUACUUAGAUUGUGCUGUUUGCAUCAUGGAUUUAUGAGUUUUACUUUUUUAAUAUUAGAGGUUUAAGCUGUAAAGUUGAUUAAUAUUUUGUCCAUAAACUAUUGCGCCUGCUGCAGGACACAUUCUAAAAAUCUAAUAUAUAAAACUGUACAAAAGAGUUGCCACACUUGAGAAACAAGCAUAUAGUUAUGAGUGGAUUUUCAUUUUGCACAGCAGAUAUUUAAUUUAAAUGGAUAACCUGUUUUUAGAAAUGGAUAUCCAUCAACAAAAAUGUAGAUAAUCCACUUUUUCAAAAAUAAAUCAGUAAACACUACAGUAUUCAGUGAUUCUAUAAAAUAUAAAGUUUUUGUAGAGUAAGUGCACUAAUAAACAGUCAUGUCUAGAGAAGGAUUUGUGAUGUUUUUAACACGUUGGCAACAUCCAACCGAACAUUGCCCAACAUUGCAUAAUUAGACCUAUAACACAGAUUAGAUAAACAAGCCAUAAAGGAGAAAGAUGUGAGUUGUUGCCGCUUGUGUUCACAUGUUAGUUUUUGAUUGAAUGUUAUAUCAGGCAAACAUGUACUGUAUGAAUGAUGACUGGAAUCCAGAAACAUCAUGUGCCUACUGACAGUCAUUGUGUUGCUGUCUUAUAUAUUCUUAUUGCAUGCUGUUAGUGUUUACUUUUUUUGUCUUGUCUUUGCAUGUUUUUAAGUAAUAACCUUUGUGCGACAUAGAUUAAGAUCGGUCACUUUAUGGUGCUAAAUUCUAUCGACAGUUUUGGUCUUUGUGUGUUUUUGUUCCUGCACAUCAGAACAGAAGUAUUCAUUGUAACUGUUUAUAAUUGCGCUGUGACAGUAUCAAGAAAGAA
This is a messenger RNA of Archocentrus centrarchus (flier cichlid), 3101 nucleotides long. Its product is annotated as SLC35A4 upstream open reading frame protein-like. The record is from RefSeq and is a predicted model, not a curated record. Bases 305 to 616 code for a protein of 103 amino acids. Lineage: Eukaryota; Metazoa; Chordata; Actinopteri; Cichliformes; Cichlidae. The transcript has 3 exons.